GCUUUAAAGGCGGAUAUUCGUUGAAGUGAACGUGCGGUAGGGAACCGCUGGAUCGGCUCUCUGACGUUCAUGAAAGGACUCCCAGCGGCCAGAUGGGUCCACGUCGAGCCUUCUCCUCUGCCUGCGUCCUCAUAAUGGCUCUUCUCGGAGCAGCGCGUCUCUCCAGCGGUGCCAAAUGCCGCUGUUCAGAAAUUCGUGAAGUGGAACUCGCUGUACCAAAAGAUGGCUGCUCCGACACUGAAGAGAAACAUCGAUAUAGCUGUAUUCCAGGCUAUGUGAGGGAAGCUGGAACAUCAGAUGUGAUACAGUGUGAGGAAAAAGAUGGUACUUUCCAGUGGAGUGAGCCCACACUGAAGUGCAUACCUGACCCAAGAAAACCACGUUCAACAAGCAGACUGGCCAAAUGCCGCUGUUCAGACAUUCAUAAAGUGGAACUCGCUGUACCAAAAGAUGGCUGCUCCGACACUGAAGAGAGACAUCGAUAUGACUGUAUUCCAGGCUAUGUGAGGCAAGCUGGAACAUCAAAUUUGAUACGGUGUGAGGAAAAAGAUGGUACUUUCCAGUGGAGUGAGCCCACACUGAAGUGCAUACCUGACCCAAAAAAACCACGUUCAACAAGCAGUCCGGGAACUUCCACAAGCCUUCCAAGUGUUAGGACCUCUACUUCUGAAGCUGCAAAAUCUACCGACACAGGAACUUCCACUAACCUUCAGAAUGUUUGGAACUCUACUUCUGAAGUUGCAAAAUCUAGCAACACAGAGCUGACCACAUUGGGGGAAGGGAACAGAAUGAAGUUAGGAGACGACAAAGCAGUUGGCAUCAGUUUAUCUGUUGUGAUCCUAUUAUUUGCCAUAUGUUGCAUCAUCGUCUUACUAUAUCGAAGGAGAAACAGGAAGAUUCCCCCAAAAGAAGCAGAAGAACUGGAACCUAUGAAUGAGAUGCAGAAUUCAGUUUUAUAAAGGAACCACAUGGCAUUAAUAGACAACCCGUUGUUUGACAGGAUACACUUAAACAUGAAUGUAACCACUGUGAUGUCAUCCAAAAUUUUGUUCUGAAGCCUAGUUUAAAAUUUUUUAAGUCUUUUUUUUCUUAUGCGGUACUGAACUUAUUUGAAAAAAUAAAUUAUUGAUUCUCUAUAUCUCUGAACUUUAUUGGGUUAACUAACCCUGAUGUGAAAGCACAAUUCUGCCCCCAAACAAAUUUGAAAAAUUCCAACAAAGGGGAUGAAGAUGAGAUCAAAACGAGGGAAAGUAGGAGCCAGGAGCUAGCUUGGUUGGCCAUAUUGAAUCAUGAAGCAGAGCAGUGACACUAGAAGUUACACCACUGAACGGUCUUUUUAGGUCGAGGAUUUUUCACCCCCUCGUCACCGGAGGUUCAGGGAGGCUUUGUGGAGCCCAGUGAGCCAGAGCCUCAUCGGUUUGAGCCUGUGAACCAGUGCUGAGGGAAAUAGGGAGGGGCUCACGGCAGCAUCGCUGCUGCCUCAAGACAGUGGCUGCAUCCAAAAAUGUCUUGUGUAAAGACUACUUUUGCCAACGCAGAGGUGAGUCAGAAAAACUUUUUUACUAGUUGCUUUUUUUUAAGAAGUAGAAAAGUCACGAGAGGGGUCUGAAAAGCCAUUAAGUUGUUUUAUAUAUUAUAUAUUUAAUUUAGAAGUGUUUUAAAUGAUGAAUUUUAAAAUAGGCAACUUCUUCAUAAACUAAGCAUUGAAGCGUGUAACAAAGCGUUAGAAGUUUUCUGUGUUGA
Fundulus heteroclitus (mummichog) is the source of this 1743-nucleotide messenger RNA. Its product is annotated as interleukin-15 receptor subunit alpha. The record is from RefSeq and is a predicted model, not a curated record. Bases 93 to 959 code for a protein of 288 amino acids. NCBI's taxonomy places the organism in Eukaryota, Metazoa, Chordata, Actinopteri, Cyprinodontiformes, Fundulidae. Gene Ontology annotation, cellular component: plasma membrane. Gene Ontology annotation, biological process: interleukin-15-mediated signaling pathway. The transcript has 9 exons. Gene Ontology annotation, molecular function: interleukin-15 receptor activity.